GAAAUAAGAAUCUUCAUAUCUAAUAGGACAUACUUCCGGUGAAUAUCGGCUAAUGUUUUCCUGUGUUAAUCUAGUCUCAGCUUAGACACUGUUUGAGUUGCUAGUAUGACACAUGUACGCUACAUUAGUCAUUUAUUUAAGACAUUGUUUUAGAAGAUUCGAGUUGUUGUUAACCAGAAGGCCCUUUUCACAUUUUAGUGCUUCGGUGGGCGUCUGCUACAGUUUCUUGUUUCUUCAUCACUGGGUGAUGGGUGAAGUCGAACGAUGACUUCAUCGUAGGAUUAUUAGUUUCUGGACAGCGCACGAGGAAAGAAACACGUAGCCAACGGAAGCAGCGCACUAGUGUAACAAAACAGUUGUGAAAUUUUUGGCAGAAGAAGAGAACGGCUUUGCACAGCAGACCAAGGUACAAGUCGUUCGUCCAAAGAUGAGUCUGGAAAGCCCCGACAACGAGAAGAACUUCCCCGGUUUGUACAAACAGAGCAGCUUAUCGGAACCAGCCACAGAAGAGGAUGGAGAGUGGGGAGGACUAGGGAAGAAACGAGAUGCAAGUCGCAAGCGCGAUGGGAAGAAGGACAAAAAAGAGAAAGGCUACACAAUGUUUGAAGAAGAGGAGUCAGAGGAGGAACUAGUGGUACCAGAUGAUGUAAAGAGUCCCACCAAAGCAAAGAAGGUAAAGGCAGGGUUCAAGUUUCCAGCCAAAACUGAUAUUUUUCCUCGCAUGAAACAAAAGGAUGAAAAGAAAGACAAAGAAGCAAAAAAAGAGGAAAAGGAGAAAAAGAAAGAAGAAAAGGAAGUAAAGAAACACAAAAGUAAAGAGAAGAAAAAGCAAAAGCUAAGUCACAUUGAGAUCAAACCUGUUGCUGUUGCAAGUGCAUGUGAAAAUCCCAUCUUUGGGAUCCCACUUGCUUUGGCUGUGGAGCGUAAUAAAUCCCACGAUGGUAUCGAGCUGCCAGCCAUUGUUCGAGAGUGUAUUGACUAUGUGGAGGAGUGUGGACUUACAUGUGAAGGCAUUUACCGCAUCUCUGGUGUCAAGUCUAAAGUGCAACACUUGAAGGACUGCUACAACAAGGGUAUGCCUGUGGAGCUGGUUGAACAUGAACCUAAUGUGGUUGCCAGCCUCUUAAAGCAGUUCUUGCGAGAGCUGCCAGAACCAGUUCUCACCACUGCACUCAUGCCCAAGUUUGAGGAGGCCUCAACCAUUAAAAAUGAACAUAAAAAAGUGGAGACAUUUAUUCGACUUAUUGAAGAUCUCCCUACCUGUAACCGUCUGCUUCUUUCCUGGAUGAUAGUUCACAUGACACAUAUCAUUGAGUUGCAAAAAGAAAACAAGAUGUCACUACAGAAUGUCUCCAUUGUGUUGAGCCCUACCAUGCAGAUUAGCCACCGGGUCCUCAAUGUUCUUUUCACCUACGCUCACCAAAUCUUCAAAGACACCUACCUCAAAAAGUAUGUUCCACCCUUAAAGCCAGCAACUUCUCGAUGGUCACUGGAGCUUCCAGAUAGUACUGGGGCACUAGAGGAGGAGGUGGCCAAGCAAGAGUCCCUGCUAAACCAGCUCCAUGCAAGACUGAAUGCAGGUCACGGUGACAUUUCUACAGAGGAGCAGCUGUGGGAGGUACAGCGAGUCGUCACUCAGCUGAAACGGAAGAUCAAGCUUGCUAAGAAAUCCCAAGGAACAGCAGAAAGGCGUCGAAAGGAUGUGGAGCAGAAGCGCUCAUCACAGCUGUCUGAAACUGAGGAACUGCAUCUGGAGCUGCGCCAGGCACCAUCACCAACACCAGAAGCCACAACUACCAUCACAGUGGAACGCCACAAAGAGCCCAAAGCGUCGAAGACCCAAGAGACUGAAAUGGAAGGACAAAGGGAUGACAAGGAUGGUGAAGACUUGAAGACAGAAUCCCCCGAGAAUCCUGCUGAUGCUGCAGAGGAGGGGGAGAAAAAGCCUGAAGAGAUUUCAGUUCAGGAGAGUGUAGAGGAUUUGGAAAAGCAGGGAGAGAAAAAUUCAGUGGCAGAGGAAAAUGAAGAAGAAGAAAAAGAAGAAAAGAGAAGCUCACAAGAGAUUCAAAAGAUUGAGAAGAGGCAGUCUCAAGAGAUGGAGUCAGGGGAUAAGCUCAAACCACACGAGCCCAGAGCAGCAGAAGCCAACUCAAAGAUGGUCGAUAGUCAGGAGGUGAACUGGAGAAGUCAGGGAUCGGAGAUGGACAAAGUGAGGUUGUGCGAGGCACAGCCAUCACCUGAGGAAAAGGCUGGUGAGCCACAGGCUGCUUCUAGGGUGGUUCCAGGGGACAACAAGGAUACCUCUGAGGAGCAGCAGGCCCAGGAGGGUUCAGAGAUCAAGCAAGAAAGCUCUCUGUUAUCCAGAGAAGAGGGUGAUGUACGAGGGACAACAGAAGAGGAAGAGGAGGAGGCUGAAAAAAUUCCACCAUCCAAGCUGUCAGACUCUAUGAAAGGUGGGGGAGAAAUGGGAACUUUGAGCAGGAAGGAACAGCAAGAGUCAACUAUUUCAGCACCAGAAGCUCAGGAGAAUGCACAGCUACCUGUAUCAUCUGUUAAAGAGAAAAUGCAACCAGCUGUAGCAGCUCUUCAAGAGAAAACACAGCCACCUAUAACACCUGUGCAGGUGGUUGUGGAGGAAAAAGAGGUGAAACCACGAGGACCAGUGCAGGUGCACCCUCAUCUUUACCUGACCUUGGAACCACUACAGCCCAUCAAGGCACAGCCUCUUAAACCACGGCGAGACCGACCAGAAAAGGCUUUGGAAGAAUCUCAGCACAAGACUGCAAAACUGCGAGAGUUGGAAGAAGAACUUCUGGGAGGGGGUCAGAGGGAACCUGAAGAAGAGGAAAAAGAACAAAUCGAUAGAGAGAAGACUGAAACCGGUGAUGAGGAGUAUGACUCCGAUGCAACCCAGGACGAGGAACUGGAGCGGCUGAUAGAGGAGGAGUUUGCCCUGCGUCUGGAGGAGGAGGAACUCCUGGCUAUUGGAGACGAGCUUCACAAGAAAAUUGAGACAGAAGAGAGUGAGAUUGAGCGACUUCAGCAAGAGAUUCAGGAGCUGCAAUAUCUGCGUCAUGACUCAGUGGAGGACAUAUCAUCUGGCUCCGACUCCAGCUACGAAAGCGAAGAUGAGGAAGACCUGGCAGACAUGCUGUCAACACUGAUACACGACAACUUGCAGCUAGAGAGAGAAAAUGCAGACCUUUGUCAGAAGAUUCACGAGGAGCGAAUGAUUUGUCUGAGUGUCAAGCUGCAAAUCCGCCUCCUGCAGCAGAAACAGCUGGAGUCCUCUCAAAGUAGCAUUCUAAUUGAGUCUUGAGCAGCUUUUAAGCUCCGAAGAACAGAUAUGAUCAUAUCAGAUGUCAUCAUUUCUUCCAGCUCCAACACCUUCUCAAGUAUUUGCUGGGAUCUGAUGGAUAAUUGGAUGGUUUACUUAAAAUUUUGGUUACUGAUAAGGUACAUGGGAGUCUAAGUUUCGGUUAAAAAGACAGAUAUUAUCACCCAUUUUAAAUAGUUGCCUUCAAAGGGAAAGCAUGGAACACCUAACUUUGAUGAGGAGUACAAAUUAUAGUCUGUUGUGUUCUAAAGUAGCUGAGUUUGUGAAGCUGUUGUGGGCAUCGGUAUUUCUCUGAGAUUUUGUUUUAAGGCUGGUCAUUUCAAAAGCAUGCUGAGAUCCAUUAACAAGCAACUGACAAGAGACAGAGAUCCUCUGAAUGCUACUUUCUAAAUGUUAGUAACUAUAAAUACCAUUGUUUGAAUGUCAGCGUCUGUUAAGUUUGGCCCAGUUUUUAUGCAUCUCCUUUGACAUCUGCUUUCUUGCUGAUGGUUACAUUCCCUGUCACUCUGUUUUGUUUCUGGGUCUUCUAGCCCAAGUGUUAGCUGCAAUAUGCAUGGAUGUCAGUUUACACUGAACAAGCUGCAUGUAUCUGCAUUUCCAUGGCAAGGAAGGUCACGUGUGGCAUUUUAUGAUUUAACUGCAGCAGCAUUGAGCGAAAAAUUGUUUCUGUCAGAUUUAUGAUUCAGUUGUACUCUUGUACAAACUCUGGUUUGAACAUUCAUGAUGCUAUUUAGAGCAGACUGUAGGAACUUGAGAGUAUAGGUCUUUGUACACAUUAUGUAGGUUUGUGUAUGCAUGCAUUAGAGAGAAUGUGUAUGUGUGCAUGCAUGUGCAUGUGUACAUAUUUGCUUAUAUGGAUAGUAAAAAUCAAAUGAAGGUUUGCUUGCUUACUAGCAUUAACUAUUGUGGCAGAAUCUGACAUUCUGAAUUUCCUAACACAAACGCACAUGACAAAAUAAUUAAAAGCAUGCUAUGAAGAAAUUUUAUCUAAAAGGUAAGGGCUGGUCAUUCAACAGAAUCUUUAUGUUUUUGCCUGUUUUGUUACACUAUUGUAAACACUCUUCUACAUGGAAUCUCAAUUGUGUGUCCUACUCCCAUCGCAUAGCUGCUCUUCCAAAACUGUAUUUUGAUCUGAUUUGUGGAUUAAAAGAGAAAGUCCAAAACUAUUUUUGUCCAUAUUUGCAUUGUUAUAAACCACUUUUUAAGUCAUUGACUUAACUCCAUUAUCAAAACAUCAGAGAGUAAAAGGGCAGUUAAAGCACAUGCAGUUUAGCUUUCAUCUUUAGAGCUUGUGCCUGUCAUUUUAUGAUAUACAUGCAAGCAUUUCUCAGAAAUCUAUCAGUACAUGGAGGUACUUCGCAAACAUACUUCUGUUUUGGUGAGGUAUUCCCUAGCAUUGUAGAUAAUUUCAUAUUUAUACAUGUGCAGAGAUGAUGGAAUGUGCUUAUAAUGCACCUCUUUAUAAAGAAAGUCACUCUUUGCUCGAACAUGCUCUUUGAGCCAGGUCAUCAAGGGUUGCUUGAUGCUCUGCAAAUGCAACUACCUGCCAUAACUCAUGUCAUUAUGAGUCACAUUUUGUUUGUCCUUUUGUACAGAAUUGUUGUUUCUUAUAGUGUGUGCAAUAGUUCCAGUUUCAUCAUAACUACAUUAUCAUUUUGUUUGUCCCAGAUAGUCUUGUUUUGUAAUGCAAGGUAUUCACAGAUUUAUACAUUCUCUUUCUGCUUUUUUUGUAUUAUAUACGAUACAAAAGUAAGAAAUUCCAUAUUUUAAUAAACUGUUAAAAUGUGGUGAUGUUUAUUACUGGAUACGUUUUUUGUUGUAUGGAAUAACAAAAAACAAAAAAAGUUGUCAGUGUCACAGUGGAGUAAGAUAUUAGAAAUGAUGUCCUUGGCAUUUGUACUUGUCAUGUUUUGGGGUUUUUUAAAACUGAUGUGAACUGUUUCUGUGGCAUUUCUGAUCUUUGCUCACUCCUUGCAUACACUCCCCUCAUGUACCAACACCAAUACUCACCUAAUUUCCCAAUAUCAUAUUGUUCAAACACUGUGUGAAGUGUAAGAUUCAGCCUGUUUGCCUCUUUGAUCAUCUUUUCAACAGCUGCUCUACAAUGAGCUUAGUUGUGCUCACCAGCUGUCACAUGGCAUUAACUUUGUGUAUGCAUUUUGUCGAUGUUGUGCUUUUUCUGAACAAAUAACAGUUGUAAUUGUUAAUGUUCUAUGUCAAAUUUACCAGAUGAAUGAAAUCUACUUUGUAUCUAAAGGCAUGUCACUUUUUUUUUUGGACGAAGUUAAAUUUGUGGAGGUUUUUUUAAACUUUUGGGAUAAUCUACAUUCUUAUUAUAUGGUUGUAAGUUGGUCUUAUGUUCUGUUUCCUAUUAUGGGCAUAAGACAAAAGUAAACAAAGCAAUAGCUUGGCUAUUGACCUUUCUUUUCUUUGCUUUCCUCCAGACCGACUCACUUUCCAUUCUUUCACUUCCCACAUUCCUUUAUUAGAAGGUACAUUAUUAUGGUAAAUUUGGAGCAUUGUUGUUGUCAUGAGUGUCCCGGUUUGCCUGUUUGAAACUUUUAAUGUCACUUAGGAUCACUGCUUACAAUCUGCAUUAGGGAAAGUUGUAAUCUAGUCUAGCCCUGUUCCAGGUAUUAUACUCCACUAGUGAAUGCUGUGGUGAUAUUUAAUGUGGGCCUGUAUCAGGUAUGUGUGACUGGUGAACAUCAUGGCGAUCCAGCCUUGGGCCAGACAUUAUCACAAGAGCUAUGUUCAAGUGUGAUACAACACUAUCUAUCACACUAUUUAUAUUAUACAUUGAAACCUCUUCAAUUAUCAGUAUUAAUGAUAAUUAUGUUCUUGUAAAUAUUUAUUGUCACUGAUACUGCUUUAGGUUAUCUGGUAAUAAAAUUUGUCUGGCUCAUGCUAAAUACUCACAAA
Molecule: messenger RNA, 6259 nt
Organism: Pomacea canaliculata
Lineage: Eukaryota; Metazoa; Mollusca; Gastropoda; Architaenioglossa; Ampullariidae
Product: ralA-binding protein 1-like
Biological process (GO): small GTPase-mediated signal transduction
Molecular function (GO): GTPase activator activity; small GTPase binding
Source: RefSeq, a predicted model, not a curated record